GUUAACAAGAUGGCGGCUGUAGCGCUGGUUAGCCGUCCUGCGAGUGUCCUUCCGAGGAUUUCCAGCGGUUCAAAUCCAGCUGUGGCCUUGGCUGUUUUGGUCACAACAGGCCAGCAGAGGAAGCUGCACCAUGCCGUGGUCCCCAGAGGGAAGGGCGGACGCUCCUCCUCCAGUGGAAUAGCUGCCACUGUCUUUGGGGCAACUGGUUUCCUUGGGCGUUAUGUGGUCAACCGACUUGGUCGCAUUGGGUCGCAAGUGAUCAUCCCUCACCGGUGUGACCAGUAUAACCUCAUGUACUUCAGGCCCAUGGGUGACCUGGGCCAAAUAAUGUUUUUGGAGUGGGAUGCCCGGGACAAAGACUCCAUCAAACGUGCAUUGGAACACUCCAAUGUUGUCAUCAACCUAGUGGGACAAGAGUGGGAAACCAGGAACUUCCGCUUUGAGGACGUGUUUGUGACCAUCCCUCAGCAGAUCGCCAAGGCUACCAAGGAGGCUGGAAUCACAAAGUUCAUCCACAUGUCUCACCUUAACGCUGACAUCAAAAGCUCAUCCAAAUACCUGAGGAACAAGGCUGUUGGAGAGGCGGCUGUGAGGGAUGAGUUUCCUGACGCCAUCAUCAUGAAACCUUCAGAGAUGUUCGGGAGAGAAGACAGGUUCUUCAACUAUUUUGCAAAUAUGCGCUGGUUCGGUAACGCUGUUCCGCUCAUAGCCAAUGGAAAGAAGACGGUAAAGCAGCCUGUCCAUGUGGUGGAUGUGGCGAAAGCCAUCGUCAAUGCUGUCAGGGACCCUGAGGCGAAUGGAAAGACGUACGCUCUCACUGGGCCUAACAGGUACCUUCUUCAUGACCUGGUGGAGUACAUCUAUGGGGUGGCACACAGGCCCUUCAUAUCCUACCCCAUGCCCCGCCCUCUCUAUCAUCUUGCUGCAAAGGUCUUUGCCAUGAGCCCGUUCGAACCCUGGACGACUCCAGAUAAAAUCGAAAGGUUUCACACAACAGACAUGAAGUACCCCGGACUUCCUGGUCUGGAGGACCUCGGCAUCACUCCUUCUGCCGUGGAGCAGAAGGCCAUCGAGGUCCUCCGUCGCCACCGCGGAUUCCGGUACCUGGACGCCGGCCUGGAGGAGACGAAGCCGGCCAAGACUGUCAACUUCUAGAUGAGCCGCUGAUGAGAAGCUGUCAGGAACUGUGUCGUGUAUAUAAAUAAAGACUUAUCCUCUCUG
Molecule: messenger RNA, 1221 nt
Organism: Synchiropus splendidus (mandarinfish)
Lineage: Eukaryota; Metazoa; Chordata; Actinopteri; Syngnathiformes; Callionymidae
Gene: ndufa9a
Product: NADH:ubiquinone oxidoreductase subunit A9a
Exons: 11
Coding region: 10-1155 (381 amino acids)
Cellular component (GO): mitochondrion
Molecular function (GO): protein-containing complex binding
Source: RefSeq, a predicted model, not a curated record